Molecule: messenger RNA, 816 nt
Organism: Parnassius apollo (apollo)
Lineage: Eukaryota; Metazoa; Arthropoda; Insecta; Lepidoptera; Papilionidae
Source: the annotation of a GenBank genome assembly
AUGGAUUUUCUAUUAAGUGAUAGCGAAGAACUUGAUGAUGACAUGUUGAUUCUUUGCAGCGACUUAAAGAUACAAGUACCAACAAAAAAACAGAAGAUAUUACCGCCAAGAGAAGAAUUGCAGCCUUUGUCUUCGUCUGUUGAGGUUUCACCGCCAUUAGAAGCGACACAACCACCUGAAAAUGACAUUGAAGAGACAUUCUUACCUUCAGUUCCAUCUGCCUGUUUAAAUGAAGAAGUACAGCCGCUUUCCACGACUGCCGGAAAUUCACCGUCGCUAUUGGAGCAGCUACCGUCUGACAGUGAGAUCGAAGAUAAAAAUUCUAAUAGAAAAAGGAAAUCGAAGGGAUUCGCUCAACCUAAAAAAUGGAAUAAAAACACAAUAAAACUGAAGCGUAUGCAAGGUGAAGAAUAUGUGGGGUACCGUAGGGACAGGAAAGUUUCAGGGCAAGAGAAAUUUAAUGUACUUCAUGAUGUGCCACGUCCAGCACGUUCAAUUGGUUCACGUUGCACUUCCACAUUUUGCUCGAAGUCUAAGUUACGUGGCUGUUUUAGCUUGUCUGACAUCGAAAGAGAGAACAUUUUUGGCAAGUUCUGGAAAAGCAUGACUUGGGAGCAAUGGAAACAGUACGUUGUAUCUCACGUCUCCGUUUGUGAAAAAAAGCAAGUAAAAGUAAAAUCUAAUUCUCGUAGAAGAGAGAGUAAACAGUACUUUCUCAGUACACGGGUACGUCUCAGAGGGACGUACCCAAGUUUGUCUGAAGACUUUUUUGAACACUCUGGGUUUGAAAGAGUCGACUAUAAGAUGCUGGAUUGA